CUAACGGUAGUUGAAGUGAACUUCGGCCGACACUUUGUCGAUAAUGUCUACAAGCUUAGGCACUUGUAUCAUGAGGUUGCUGCCGGCGAAGCUCGGCCUUUUUCUAGUACUUAUAAUUGUAACGAGAUUGUAGUACUAUCAUCUAUGCACGCAUGCGACAGUACUUGCCUGAAUUCCCACGGGGUUGAAAAAUGGGCUGAGAGUGACCUUGUGGUACAAGGUAACUACGUGAGGCCCAAGUCGGACCCAGCCUACUACAGGCUGGCCUGACCCAGUGCGCGAUAUAGCUUCCUUGUUGUCGCCAUUCCACUAUUCCGAGUCUCCGACAGGCCAAGUAGAUUGUAAAGACCGCUGGUCACGACGCAGGAUCAAUGAACAUGAAAACCUCCUGUGAUGAACCUGGUAGGCAGGACCUACUGCUCCCAGUGCUGUUCGCCCAGUACAAGAAAAGGGACCACCCCACCAUUUCGACAGCCAUGAUCCAGACCAGGAUUUCCCUGGUUUCGGCGGCUACCAUCCUUUCCGAGCUCGGCAUCACAAAUCAGCCUGUCUUUGGACUUGUUGUUGAUGGCACACUUGACAUAGUUAUGAUGGCGAGGAAGGCAAACGAUCAAAUCCACGCCAUGGACCAUAAUGUCCGACUGUAUGAUAUCAGAGACCCUCUUCAAGCACUGGAGUUUGUGUCUAUUCUGCCGCGCGUCAUGGCCUGGGCCUCUGCCGUUUGUUAGAGGAGCGGCUUGCCAUUAUAGAUGUGAACCAAGUUCAAUCAAAGCCGUGGUCCAAGUUGUCCCGAUGACAGGAAGACGAAAUAUUGGCGACCGCUAAACAGAAUUAGCGCAAGGGGAUACCAAUGUUUCCGUUCGCACAUAUAAUACUACUAUCACUUAGCUGGUCCAAGCACUGUUUAUCAGCGCUCCAUCGCACUCAUAUUCGUGUCUCAUACAGGAUUUAGAAACUUGCUCGGUCCUCGCUCGAGCUCAAGAUCCAAUAGUUGUUUAUCUGGUCUUCAAAGUCUGAUUCGAACCCUUUCUCAAAGCCUAGUCAAUUUUCAAAUGAUGACCGCCGUUGUCGCGAGCAGCCUG
Messenger RNA from Suillus discolor, 1082 nucleotides. RefSeq lists its product as uncharacterized. Lineage: Eukaryota; Fungi; Basidiomycota; Agaricomycetes; Boletales; Suillaceae. The transcript is spliced from 2 exons. The coding region runs from base 372 to 728 and encodes 118 amino acids. The record is from RefSeq and is a predicted model, not a curated record.